Molecule: messenger RNA, 1132 nt
Organism: Alosa sapidissima (American shad)
Lineage: Eukaryota; Metazoa; Chordata; Actinopteri; Clupeiformes; Clupeidae
Gene: rhoq
Product: ras homolog family member Q
Exons: 5
Coding region: 404-1021 (205 amino acids)
Biological process (GO): cortical actin cytoskeleton organization; small GTPase-mediated signal transduction
Molecular function (GO): GTPase activity; GTP binding
Source: RefSeq, a predicted model, not a curated record
CAGCUCGUGCAGGCUCCGGAGACAGGGGACUAAGGGGAGGUGAGGCUGGGUGCAAGAGGGAGAGCGCCGAAUGUGGGUCGCCAGAAAGUGCCGCUGGGCUGCAGACACUCCGAGUCGCACGGGGUGGCGGGGGGAAUGACUUGAGCACUGGAGGUUCAGUGCGGACGCUCAUCACCUGGAAUAUCGGACGUCUGGAUUGCAUUUGACUGACUUCGCACGGUCAAAGAAAAGCCACUCUGCCGAGUUUGAGAGUAGAGGAGUACAGAGGAGAUGGCAUUUGGACGCACAUCAUCCCCGCGGUGUGCACAGCAAGCGGGACGCUGGUGACAGUUCAAACGCAGAGGUUUCACCUCAAAACAGCAGGAGGAAUUCAGCCACUGAAGAUGGUGAUUCUGCUUGUGUCAUGGCAAACGGAACUGGCACGAUCAUGUUGAAAUGCGUGGUUGUCGGUGACGGUGCCGUUGGGAAAACUUGUCUGUUGAUGAGUUAUGCAAACGACGCUUUUCCCGAAGAGUAUGUGCCCACUGUUUUUGAUCAUUACGCAGUCAGUGUAAAUGUUGGAGGAAAGCAGUACCUGCUCGGAUUGUAUGACACAGCUGGUCAGGAAGACUAUGACAGGCUGCGGCCACUGUCCUACCCCAUGACUGACGUCUUCCUCAUCUGCUUCUCUGUGGUGAACCCUGCCAGCUUUCAGAACGUGCGGGAGGAGUGGGUGCCUGAGUUGCAGGAGUAUGCCCCUAAUGUGCCCUACCUGCUCAUUGGAACCCAGAUUGACCUGCGGGAUGACCCAAAGACCAUCGCCAAGUUGAACGAUGUGAAGGAGAAGCCCAUUCCAACAGAACAGGGACAAAAGCUGGCCAAGGAGAUUGGGGCCUGCUGUUAUGUGGAGUGCUCCGCUCUCACACAGAAGGGUCUGAAGACGGUGUUCGACGAGGCCAUCAUCGCCAUCCUGGCCCCAAAGAAGGGCGCCCUGAAAAGACGCCUGGGGCCCCGCUGCAUCAACUGCUGCCUCAUCACAUGAGAGCAGCGCCCGGUCGCCAGCCCGACAGGAAAACAGCCCCUACAGGCAUGACCGACUGACCAAUGUGACUGUGUGCUAAAUAAGCUAAAGAGAGACACAACAAAGACUUUU